Musca vetustissima is the source of this 686-nucleotide messenger RNA. RefSeq lists its product as uncharacterized. The annotation marks the transcript as partial. The transcript has a single exon. The record is from RefSeq and is a predicted model, not a curated record. Lineage: Eukaryota; Metazoa; Arthropoda; Insecta; Diptera; Muscidae.
AUGAAGACAAAUGACGCCACAUUGGCAUCAGAUUACUCCCCCAAUGCUGCUGCUCGCGUAACAACAACAACAACGAAUAAUAAUGCAGAGAGCGUCGAUGGCAGAGAGGAGAACACGAAAUCAGCUGAUUCCCCUCUAUCAAAGAAUAACAAACCGUCAUUAAAUGGCGCUGGAAAUCGUCGUGCAAAAGUCAUAAAUAUUUUACCAAAUUAUAAAAAAGUGAAAAAGUUAAUUGGCCUAAAAUCAGCGCCUCCCAGUCAUGCACCUGCAGCAGAUACGGCGCCCAGCAAUCAAGUGCCGGGACAAAAUGAACAAAAUCUAUUUAAUUUGCCGGUUGUGCAGGAGGUGGUAAAUACCGGCCAAGUGGAAGCGAACAGUGAUCAUAGCAGCAAUAAUGGAAAUAAUAAUGAUAGGUCUCCACCGUCGGAGACUAGUAAUUUAGAAUCUAGUGAAAAUAAUAUAAAUAAUGACAAUGUCAUUGUGUCAAAUACCGGUAAACAUGGUAAUUUGGGGGCGGUCGACGACCACGACGACGCAUUGGCGGAAGAACAAGGGCAGCAGCCGCAUAUGCCAAAUAUUGUGGCUGACAACCAGAACGACGAUAAUGAACACACAAAGCGUGUUGACAAUUCUGAUUUUAAUGAUAACAAUGCCGCCGCGGAUGCCUCAGCUGAUAAAACAGAAAG